Messenger RNA from Cyprinodon tularosa, 828 nucleotides. RefSeq names its product fibrinogen-like protein 1. Gene Ontology annotation, biological process: angiogenesis; Tie signaling pathway. The annotation marks the transcript as partial. NCBI's taxonomy places the organism in Eukaryota, Metazoa, Chordata, Actinopteri, Cyprinodontiformes, Cyprinodontidae. The record is from RefSeq and is a predicted model, not a curated record. The transcript has 4 exons. Gene Ontology annotation, molecular function: receptor tyrosine kinase binding.
UUUGGGGGAAAAGACUGUACAGAGAUAAAGACUAAAUUCCCAGGUGUGACCAGCGGAGUGCUUAAAAUCCAUCCUAAGGGGACCCAAACCAGCCUUACGGUGUACUGUGAAAUCCACGGAGAUGAAGGCUGGAUCGUGAUCCAGAGACGAACUGGAGGGAAGGAGAAUUUUGAGAGAGGAUGGGCUGAUUAUAAAACAGGAUUUGGAAACCUAGAUGAGGAUCAUUGGCUCGGUCUGGAAAGCAUCCAUCUUCUUACCAAGGAUCCAUCUAAAAAGUGGACUUUGAGGGUGGACCUGCUGGACCAUAACGAUCAACAUGCUUUUGCAGAGUACCGUAACUUUAAACUUGGAGAUGAGAGAACAGCUUAUCAGCUGCGUGUUGGCAAAUACAGUGGAGAUGCAGGUGAUGCCCUGCGUGACCAAAACGGUUCAGGCUUCAGCACCUACGACCGUGACAAUGACUACUGCCGCCCAUGCAUCUAUGGUGACAUUGCUUUUGACGAGUGCACAGAGAGACAUGGCAGUGGCUGGUGGUACAGUGGCUGUGGCUCUGCAGCCCUCAAUGGGGAUUGGCACUCUUCUGACGACCCCAUCGGCUGGAGCUCAGGCAUUCACUGGCUCACCUGGAAAGGCAAACCUUAUUCCGCAAAGGCCUCCAGAAUGAUGAUCAAGUCUGAUUGAUUCCUGCGGGUUAGAUUUUACAUCUCUGCUUAGUUUGGGCAAUACUAUAAUUUGUAUUUGUUUUAAAAACGAACAUAUCAUAGUAACAAAGCAAACAAAGCAAAAUGGCUAAAAUAAAUAGUUUGAGGAGUUGUUUUUGAUGUGUUG